Cordyceps fumosorosea ARSEF 2679 is the source of this 639-nucleotide messenger RNA. RefSeq names its product extracellular serine-rich protein. The record is from RefSeq and is a predicted model, not a curated record. Lineage: Eukaryota; Fungi; Ascomycota; Sordariomycetes; Hypocreales; Cordycipitaceae. The transcript has 3 exons. Bases 1 to 639 code for a protein of 212 amino acids.
AUGAAGUUCACACUCGCCUCCGUCGCGGCCCUAAUGGGUGCUGCCCAAGAAUCGUACGCAGCCAUCAACGUCCAGGUCGUCUCUGUCGGCCGCAACCCCGUCAACAACGCCACUGGUCUGAAGUUCUGGCCGGAUAACAUCAAGGCGACGGCCGGCAGCAUGGUUCAGUUCCAGUUCCUUGCCGGAAACCACACCAUCACCCAGUCUGAUUUCGACCACCCGUGCAAGCCCAUCAACGAGGUUAAUCCCAGCGUCCAGGGCAUCUUCUCAUCAUUCCAGCCCGCCGCCGCCAGUGCAGCCAAGGGGGAGUUUCCCACCUAUACUAUCAUGGUCAACGACACCAAGCCCAUGUGGUUCUUCUGCAGCCAAGGCCCGCACUGCGAAAAGGGUAUGGUCAUGGUCAUCAACGAGAACACCGGCGCCAACUCUUCGCGAUCUCUUGCGAACUACAAGAAACUAGCGGCCGAGGCCACUCCGGAAGGCGGCGCGACGCAGGGCGGCACUCCGUCUUCCGAGUCUUCCACUGGUGCCACUCCUCAGGGCGCUGCUUCGGCCACACCCUCGACGGCUGGCGCUUCCAUUACCGGCGUUUCCAGCUCGAUGCUACUUGCUCUUGGUGCAGUCUUUAUGCUCCUAUAG